UAUUGAGUCGCCGCGAAAGUUUAAAGUUUCGCCACAACUGUGCAGUUGUACUAGGAAAAUGACUAUUGGGGUUAUGGAAGAGCGUAAUCAAGACGCCACAAUAUAUGUUGGUGGAUUGGACGAAAAAGUUAACGAAUCAAUCCUUUGGGAACUUUUUCUUCAGGCGGGACCAGUAGUUAACGUUCACAUGCCUAAAGACCGAAUAAACAUGCAGCAUCAGGGUUACGGAUUUGUAGAGUUUAUGACGGAAGAAGAUGCCGACUAUGCUAUGCGUAUUAUGAACAUGAUUAAAUUGUAUGGGAAGCCUAUUCGCGUAAAUAAAGCAUCAGCGAAUCAGAAAAAUCUUGAUAUAGAUGAAAAGCUACUGUACGAUACUUUCAGUGCAUUUGGUGUUAUACUGCAAACUCCAAAAAUUAUGCGUGACCCUGAAACAGGAAAUUCUAAAGGGUACGCAUUUAUCAAUUUUGCAAGUUUUGAAGCUAGUGAUGCAGCGAUUGAAGCGAUGAACGGACAGUAUCUUUGUAAUCGAGCCAUCACUAUCUCAUAUGCAUUCAAAAAAGACAGUAAAGGUGAACGCCAUGGCUCAGCUGCUGAACGUUUGUUAGCUGCCCAAAGUCCUCUUUCUCAAGCUGAGCGCCCACAUCAGCUGUUUGCAGAUGCUCCACCACCUCCUCCUCCUCCGCCCCCACCCGCUCUGCUUGCAGGGACUAUGGCCCAUUCAGUUCCAACCAUGACAUCUAUCACAAUACCUGCUGGAUCUCUAGUCAUGCCGCCGCCCCCACCUCCGCCAAUUCAAACCGCCUUGGUGGGAUUCGGGCAGUCUAUGGUUCAUGGUGCCAUGCCACCUCCUCCCCCGCCUCCCCCACCACCUGUUCUGCCGAUCCCUGUUGCUUCCGCCGCUCCGACAUCCUUCCCACCUCCGCCGCCGCCUCCUCCGUCUAACUUUUCUGCACCUCCACCACCACCGUUUCAAGGGUUUCCACUCCAAGCCCCAGACCAGCAGUGGCAAACGACAGGAUCUACAGCUCCUGGACCUACACAAGUUGCAUAACAAUAACAGUAUUUCUGAUGUUUCCAGUUUCCUCUAUAAAAUAUAGUGUAAAAUAUUAAGAGUGCUUUUUUUAUAACAUCGAUGACAUAAUCAAAAUGCUUUGUUGAUAGAAACAACUAAGUGAUACUGAAUAAUUCUGCUUUCAAGGAUCUGACUAUCAAAGGUAGAAAUGAGUUGAUCUUUGUAAUAUAGAGAAUUUUGAAAGCGACUAGCAUUUACAUGUAAAUUGUAGUCAAUCCGGCAAAAUAUUUUGACACAGUUAUAUGUUGUUUUAUCUAACUCUAAUUGCGAAGCUUGUUAUCACAUAAUCUUUAUUGUUUUUAAAUCUCACAUUCUUUUGUAAGUACGAUUGGGAAGGUGAUAUUCCAACCAAUUUCUACUUAAAGCUAAUUUCGUAC
This is a messenger RNA of Schistosoma mattheei, 1449 nucleotides long. The record is from the annotation of a GenBank genome assembly. NCBI's taxonomy places the organism in Eukaryota, Metazoa, Platyhelminthes, Trematoda, Strigeidida, Schistosomatidae.